Diuraphis noxia (Russian wheat aphid) is the source of this 404-nucleotide messenger RNA. RefSeq names its product receptor expression-enhancing protein 1-like. Gene Ontology annotation, molecular function: microtubule binding. Lineage: Eukaryota; Metazoa; Arthropoda; Insecta; Hemiptera; Aphididae. The record is from RefSeq and is a predicted model, not a curated record. Gene Ontology annotation, cellular component: endoplasmic reticulum tubular network; cytoplasmic microtubule; endoplasmic reticulum membrane. Gene Ontology annotation, biological process: endoplasmic reticulum tubular network organization.
AAGUGGAUGAUGUAUUGGAUAGUUUUUGCAGCAUUCAUUUGUAUCGAAAGCUUAACUGAUAUAUUCCUUGAAUUUUGGUUCCCAUUUUAUUAUGAAAUUAAAUUGCUCAUGCUGUUAUGGAUUUCUUGUCCAUUUACAAAAGGUUCAACAAUUCUAUACAAACAACUAGUACAUCCAACUUUGUUGAAAAAAGAAACAGAUAUUGAUGAAUUUUUGGUCAAUGUUAAAUCACGUACCUAUAAUGCUUUAGCGUCAACUGCCAAACAAACAUUUCAAAUGACAGCUGCAAUUGUUGCCCAGCAUACAGUGGUAAAUAUUCAAUAUAGAUUAUUAAAAAUAGGAAAUAUAUGGUACAAAAAUUCAGAUCAAUUUAAUAUUAUUACAUAACAAUAGUAGACUAUGAA